Molecule: messenger RNA, 1935 nt
Organism: Alosa alosa (allis shad)
Lineage: Eukaryota; Metazoa; Chordata; Actinopteri; Clupeiformes; Clupeidae
Product: neurotensin receptor type 1-like
Exons: 4
Coding region: 53-1192 (379 amino acids)
Biological process (GO): neuropeptide signaling pathway
Cellular component (GO): plasma membrane
Molecular function (GO): G protein-coupled neurotensin receptor activity
Source: RefSeq, a predicted model, not a curated record
AUAUUUACGUUUCGCUAUCCCUGUUUUUGAGCUACAAGAAAACUGGUUACAGAUGCUCCUAACAAGUAACAUUAGUUCUCCGACAGAAGCGGACUAUUUGGAUGUGAACACAGACAUCUACUCAAAAGUCCUGGUAACUGUAAUCUACGUGGUGCUUUUUACAGUCGGCUGUCUCGGAAACUCUGUUACACUCUACAUCAUGUGCAAGAGGGACUCCUUGCAGAAUCUCCAGAGUACAGUCCACUACCAUUUGGCUAGCCUGGCAGCAUCCGAUUUACUAAUCCUUUUGUGCAUGCCGGUCGAGCUGUACAACUUCAUCUGGAUCCAUCACCCAUGGGCAUUCGGAGACGUUGUCUGCAGAGGCUAUUACUUUCUCCGGGACGGAUGCUCCUACGCCACCGCACUCAAUAUCAGCAGCCUCAGUAUAGAGCGCUACAUGGCACUGUGCCAUCCGUUUAAGGCGAAGAGGGUCAUGUCGCGGGGGCGCACCCGAAAGCUAAUAUGCGGACUAUGGGCGAUGUCGCUUCUUCUCGCUUCGUCAAUGCUUUUCAUUAUGGGGCAACACAACAUAGGGCAUGAGAGGAUCUGCACUCCCAAUGUGUCCACUGCUACCGUCAAAACAGUGCUACAGGUCAACGUCUUGCUGUCAUUUGUGGUGCCAAUGGCUGUGGUGUCUAUCCUCAACUGGCUCAUUGGCAGACAGAUGCAGCGACUUUCCCAGCAGGCAUUGUUACAUCACUCCGGCAGCCCGCCAGCAUCCGGCUAUGCCACUGAGCCAGCCCGUUCCCGAUCGUUGCGUCACGGCGUAACUGUCCUGCGUGUGGUGGUGGUUGCCUUCGUUGUGUGCUGGUUGCCGUAUCACAUGCGGCGUCUCAUGUUUUGCUACAUUAUCGAAUGGACAGAACCCCUGUAUGACUUCUACCACUACUUCUAUAUGAUGACGAAUGUCCUCUUCUAUGUGAGCUCUGCCAUCAAUCCAGUGCUUUAUAACCUGGUUUCGGCCAAGUACCGGGAGCUCUUCUUCGCCACGCUCAGCUCCUCCUGUCUCCACGGCUUUCACAAGAGGGAGUGUGACCGACGAGACAACGAACUCCAUCACCGCCAGCAACUGGCCUCACCUGUGCAACAUAACCCUCUCAUAACACAACAAACAUCUCUUUCAUUUUCAGUUACCAAUGAAACACUGACCUGACCACUCCAUUACAGGUCAGAGCACUCUCCAUUUACAGAUGUUGUACAAAGGUGUGUGUAGGUGUGUGACCUGUGUGAAGUUGGCACCUCAUAUGAUAAGAUAAGACUUUAUUGAUCCCACAGCUGGGAAAUUUACUUGUCACAACAGCCCAGUAGUAUUUAAAUAAGAGAGUAAGAAAGUUGGAUACAGUAUGCCCAGCAUACAAGCACACCUAAAAAACAAAAAUCACACAGUGAUUGCAACACACCUCAGGGUUUCACCAAUACUUUGAGGCAGAGUGAACCAAUAUAUAUGGUGAAUAAAAAACCUUCACAUCACAUGUACAGUGGAAAAUGCACAUAUUAAUAAUGAAGUUCAUACACUACAUUAACAUUACAGAUUUUCAUGACAGUGGUGUUAUACAUUUUAAUGGCAGAUGGAAUAAAAGACCUGCGAAAGCGUUCCUUCUUACAUGAUGGGUGUAGUAGUCUGUUACUAAAAGAACUGCUUUGCGCAGCCACUGUCCCAUGGAGGGGAUGAGAGGAAUUGGCCAUGAUGGAUGCCAAUUUGUCCAACAUCCUCCUCUCCCCAACCACCUCAACAGGCUGUAGUUGGCAGCCCAGGACAGAGCCGGCCCUUUUUACCAGCUUAUUUAUUCUCUUCCUGUCCCUCUCAGAAAAUAUGAAAAUAUGAAUAAAAGUAUUUGUUUGUGCAUUGUUUGUGCACGAUUGUGCAUGCAAAAUAAACAUUUGUGCAUCAUUGUU